This is a messenger RNA of Saccostrea cuccullata (small rock oyster), 2429 nucleotides long. RefSeq lists its product as uncharacterized. The record is from RefSeq and is a predicted model, not a curated record. Bases 446 to 1402 code for a protein of 318 amino acids. The transcript is spliced from 7 exons. Lineage: Eukaryota; Metazoa; Mollusca; Bivalvia; Ostreida; Ostreidae.
CUUUGGGCGAGAGCAAGAACUAUGUUCUUGUUUGUUCUCGGAACAAGAACAAAAUCUGUGUCACCCAAACGUCAAGAACAAUCCAGAAGAACUUGCUCCUGGAACAAAAAUUUUGCACCACCUCAAUUGCAGGAACUUAAAGAACAAAAAUGGCGGACAAAGAUUAGAGAGAUGUCUACAGAAAUCGACACAAUAAAGUGGACUUGUUAUAUUUGUCAUAAAGCCCCAUCCCGUUUUGUUUGUGCAUAUCUCUCGGAGCAAGAGGAUAGGAAGAAAACAACAAUUUUUAUAGAGGGGCCUACAGAUUCUGGAGAAUACAAGAUUUAUCUAAGGUGUGUCAACUGCCACUUGUCAUUUCAUGCCAGCUGCUCGCAGUUUGAGAUCCAUACCAUACUAUUAGGGGAAACAGCAGCAUCGGAAAUCCUUUGUAACAGUUGUGCAUAAAAUGGCCAAUCACAGAAAGACCAUCACACAGGAAACCAUGCCUUUGCAAUCCUCUGAUGUACUUGUAACGACAUCCGGUGAAAAUGUUAUCGUUCAAUGUCCAGACCAUUUAGUAGAAACUUUAACAUCACCUGACACAGAUCCAGCUGUAAAGAAUCUCAUUUGGAAAGGGUUAUUGAGUCAGAGUGCGGGAGAAGGUGGUUCCGAAGGAAUGGAUGCCAAUAUAAAUUGCAGCCAGGAUGAUGAUGAUUAUACAGAGGACAAUACAAGCAGCAGUUUGCCAGGUCAACAAAAAUGGAAAGAUACAGAGAGUAAAAUGUUGAUUGAUCUCAGAAUUAAAAUGGAUGAUGAAUUUAGAGGCAGUAAAACACAUAAGGCUUUAUGGAACAAGCUUGCAGACACUAUGAACAAAAAUGGUAUGUUUGUUACCGGAGAAAAGUGCAGCAAUAAGUGGAAAAGUAUUAAGAGAGACUAUAAAACAGUAGUUGAUAAAAAUGCUAAGAGUGGGAGUGGAAAACAGAAGAAGUGUAAAUUUUUUGAUGAGCUCAACAACUUGUUUGGCAACAAACCCAGUACUCGGCCAGAAUGUGUUGUGGACACAAGUAGUUUUAAGAGUUUCACAAAAAGCAAGGCCCGGACAGACAGUUCCACAGAGGAUGCCACAGUGCCAAACUGCCCUCCAAACACCACGGCCUCUGACACGGAUGAAGAUUCAGAUUCACAAGCAGUCCAGAUAAGAAAACGCAAAAUAUUACAUGGUAAGAUGACUGCCAGCAAAGUCAAGAAAUCUGGAACAGACAGGCUUAUAGACUGGCUAGAUAACUACAAAAGCGUACAGCAAGAUAUGCAAGAAAAACAACUGAAAUUUCAAAAAGAGCAAGAUGAGGAAAAAUUUCGAAGGAUGGAUAGAUUUCUGGAAUUGAUGUCAAAACAAACUGGGAAGAAGGAUGAAAAUUAGUGAUUUGCUGGGCAUUGCACUUCAAAUGAUAUUAAUUUUUUAAUCAUGCCAGUCAGGUUCAGAAUUUUGUUUUUAUUUCUAAAUUACAUACCUUUUUGUGUCAUGUGCAGGGCCUUUUGUAAGUAAAAUACAUUCAAGCCAUUUAAUGUUUUUUGCACAUCAUGUGCCAGGAUCUGGCUUGUCCCAAAGCAGAAUUGAUGGGUUUUUUAUAUGUUAUAUGUGCAUUUUGUCAUUUUAUUAUGAAUAUUGUUUUACACAGGCAGUGAGGCAAUAAGCACCUAGAAGUGUUCAAACAUUUUUUGUUAAAUUAUCAUUUCAAGUACUCAUCGUUUACAAAUGAUGCAAAGAUGUUUUUCCUAUUUUUAAUCAUCAUGGUUUUCCUUAAAAUGAUCAAGAGAGCUUUUCUGAUUUAAUGGAAACAUCUGUCUGUCUAUGUUGUCUGUUAACUUUUCACUCUGAUGACUUCUCCAGAAUAACUACACCAAUAUCAACUAAACUUGCCACAAUGGGCAAAAUUUUAUAUAGGUGAAAAACUUUUUCCAAAAAUUCAAAUGCCAUGAUUAAUUAAAGAAAUACUGAAACAUCGUCAGUUAGCAUAUAUUCAAUAAUUUUUUUAAUCUGGACCCCAUUGGAAGCUAAGAUGGGACCACCUAUAUUUUAAAACUUGUACUGAUUUCUGCUUUUGAUCAGGCGAGCAAUGUGGCCCAUCCCCAUGAAUAUCUUUUUUAAAUGUGACACAUUACCUUUUAAUGAUAAGAAAUAUCACUUUCAAGAUCAAAUGACAUAGAAAUCAAACUUGUUAAACACUUUAUAUAUCUAGCAUAUCUUGAUAAUUCAACCUGUAUUUGAUGAAAAUAUUAAUAUUUACAAAUCAUUUUUGCAGUAUAAGCCAGUGUUAGUAGUUUAUAUUAGCAUGUAUACAAGCUUGAAAUGAAAAUUUCAUUCAAGAUGAUUGAUUUUGUGAUAGGCAUAAUUCUUUUCAUUUGUAAACUUGCAUAAAAUGAUAUUUAAAUAAAUGUUUUCUAUA